Nycticebus coucang (slow loris) is the source of this 4805-nucleotide messenger RNA. RefSeq names its product cadherin-1-like. The transcript has 17 exons. Gene Ontology annotation, cellular component: plasma membrane; catenin complex; adherens junction. NCBI's taxonomy places the organism in Eukaryota, Metazoa, Chordata, Mammalia, Primates, Lorisidae. The record is from RefSeq and is a predicted model, not a curated record. Gene Ontology annotation, molecular function: cadherin binding; calcium ion binding. Gene Ontology annotation, biological process: homophilic cell-cell adhesion; multicellular organism development; cell morphogenesis. The coding region runs from base 16 to 3063 and encodes 1015 amino acids.
AGGAAAGACCAAGAUAUGGACACAGAAGCAGGUUUCAGCGAGCUACCGCCGGGCCUGGGAUUCGAACCUAGUGGAAUCAGAAUCCAUUACCCAACCUUGACCCUACCAAAACAGACUAGUGGGUCAAUCGGUCGGGUCGCGGCGGGGGGCGGGGCGCCCCUUGCCCUGCGGAGGACGCCGAGGGCCGCGCCGCGCCGCCCAUUGGCUGCGGCAAGGCAGGUGCACCCCAGCCAAUCAGCGGGGCCGGGGGCGGGGCCUUCGAGGCUCACCUGGCAGCCGGGGCGCAGCAGGCUCAGUGGCGUCGGGAGCCGCAAAGCACCUGUGAGUUCGCGGAAGUCCGCUCCAACUCUAGCCCGGCCCAGCCCGGCUCGACCCGACCGCGCCAGGUCCCUCCUUCGCUCGGCACCUCGGCCCGCCAUGGGCCCUCAGUGCCUCAGGUUCUCCGCACUGCUGCUGUUGCUGCAGGUCUCAUCGCAUUUGUGCCAGCAGUCCGAGCCCUGCCAUCCCGGAUUUGGCGCGGAGAGCUACACUUUCACCGUGCCCCGGCGGCACUUGGAACGAAGGCGUGUCCUCGGCCGAGUGAGUUUUGAAGGAUGCACCGGUCGACCAAGGACAGUGUAUUUUUCUGACGACUCCCGAUUCAAAGUGGGCACAGAUGGUGAGAUCACAGUCAAACGGCCUGUACAACUUCAUAAUCCAGAGAUCAGUUUUCAGGUCCAUGCCUGGGACUCCACUGGCAGGAAGUUUUCCACCAAAGUUACCCUGAAGGCAGUGGGACACCACCGCAACCACCACCAUCACGACUCUUCCUCUGGAGCCCAUGUGGAAGUGCUCACAUUUCCUGGCUCCCGCCAAGGUCUCAGGAGACAGAAGAGAGACUGGGUUAUCCCCCCAAUCAGUUGUCCAGAAAAUGAAAAAGGCCCCUUUCCUAAAGACCUGGUUCAGAUCAAAUCCAACAGGGACAAAGAAACCAAGGUUUUCUAUAGCAUCACUGGUCAAGGAGCCGAUUCCCCCCCUGUUGGUGUGUUUAUUAUUGAAAGAGAAACAGGAUGGCUGAAGGUGACAGAACCUCUAGAUCGAGAAAAUAUUGCCAAGUACACUCUCUUCUCUCACGCUGUGUCAUCAAACGGGAAUGCAGUUGAGGACCCAAUGGAGAUUGUGAUCACGGUGACAGAUCAGAAUGACAACAAGCCUGAGUUCACCCAGCAGAUCUUUAGGGGAUCUGUCAUGGAGGGUGCUCUUCCAGGAACCUCUGUGAUGCAGGUCACAGCCACAGAUGCAGACGAUGACGUGAACACCUACAAUGCAGCCAUCGCUUAUACCAUCCUCGACCAAGAGCCCCAGUUGCCUGACAGGAUGAUGUUCACCAUCAACCGUAUCACGGGAGACAUCAGUGUGCUCACUACUGGGCUAGACCGAGAGAGUUUUCCUGAGUAUACCCUGACGGUUCAAGCUGCUGACCUUCAAGGUGAAGGCUUAAGCACAACAGCAACAGCCGUGAUCACGGUCACUGACAUCAACGAUAACCCUCCUGUCUUCAAUCCCACUGUGUACCAGGGUCAGGUACCUGAGAACGAGGCCAAUUUCCUCAUCGCCACACUGAAAGUGACUGACACUGAUGUCCCCAAUACUCCAGCUUGGCAGGCUGUGUACACCAUAUUGAACGAUAAGGAGGGGCAGUUUGCUGUCACCACGGACCCAGUAUCCAAUGAUGGCAUUUUGAAAACAGCAAAGGGCUUGGAUUUUGAGGCCAAGCAGCAGUACAUCCUACAUGUGGCAGUGACGAAUGUGGACCCCUUUGUGGUCUCUCUGACCACCUCCACAGCCACCAUCACUGUGGAUGUGGUGGAUGUGAAUGAAGCCCCCAUCUUCGUGCCUCCAGAGAAGAGAGUGGAAGUGUCUGAAGACUUUGGCGUCGGCCUGGAAAUCACAUCCUACACAGCCCGGGAUCCAGACACGUUUAUGAAUCAGAAGAUAACGUAUCGGAUUUGGAGGGAUGCUGCCAACUGGCUGGAGAUUAAUCCGGACACUGGUGCCAUUUCCACUCGGGCUGAGCUGGACAGAGAGAAUGUAGAUCAUGUGAAGAACAGCACGUACACAGCCCUCAUAAUAGCAACAGACAAUGGUUCUCCAGUUGCUACUGGGACGGGAACACUUCUUCUGUUCCUCUCUGAUGUGAAUGACAAUGCCCCUGUACCAGAACCUCGAAUAUUACAAUUCUGCCAGAAGAAUCCGCAGCCUCGUAUCAUAAACAUCAUUGAUCCGGAUCUUCCCCCCAAUACUUCUCCCUUCACGGCUGAACUAACACACGGGGCAAGUGUCAACUGGACCAUUGAGUACAACGACCCAGGCCAAGAGUCUCUCAGUUUGAAGCCAAAGAAAACCUUGGAGGUCGGUGACUACAAAAUCAAUCUCAAACUCUUUGACAACCAGAACAAAGACCAAGUGACGACCUUAGAGGUCCAUAUAUGUGACUGUGAAGGGGCCGUUAACAACUGUGUGAAGGCAGAUUAUGCGGAAGCAGGAUUAGAAGUUUCUGCCAUUCUGGGUAUUCUCGGAGGAAUUCUUGCUUUGCUCAUCCUGAUUCUGCUGCUCCUGCUGUUCCUUCGGAGGAGACAGGUGGUCAAAGAGCCCUUACUGCCCCCGGAAGAUGACACCCGGGACAACGUUUAUUACUACGAUGAAGAAGGAGGUGGAGAAGAGGACCAGGACUUUGACUUGAGCCAGUUGCACAGGGGCCUGGAUGCUCGGCCUGAAGUGACUCGCAAUGAUGUCGCACCAACCCUCCUGAGUGUGCCCCAGUAUCGUCCCCGCCCUGCCAAUCCUGAUGAAAUUGGAAAUUUUAUUGAUGAAAAUCUGAAGGCAGCUGAUAGUGACCCCACGGCACCUCCUUACGACUCUCUGCUCGUGUUUGACUAUGAAGGAAGCGGCUCUGAAGCUGCUAGCCUGAGCUCUCUGAACUCGGAGGAGUCAGACCGAGACCAAGACUAUGACUACCUGAACGAAUGGGGCAAUCGCUUCAAGAAGCUGGCAGAUAUGUACGGAGGCGGUGAGGAUGACUAGGAGACUCGAGAGAUGGGUCCCUAGACCUGUGGGAUGAAAAAGCAGAAAUUGUGUUGCUGGCGGAUUUUCACCUCCCUUCACCAGAGAUGAGAUUCUGGGAAAAAAAGACUGAUCAGUGAUGCAGUUAGAAUAGUUUAAUUUCCACUUUUUAGCUCUAAUCUGUGUGUGUUGAAAAGGUUUUGCCUUACUCCUUGAAUCUUUAUUUUUUCUUUCAUCACUCCUUACGUGAGUAAUUUUAAUAUUUCUUUUUUUUUUGGCCGGGGCUAGGCUCAAACCUGCCACCUCUGGCAUAUGGGACCAGCGCCCUACUCCUUGAGCCACAGGCACCGCCCAGUAAUUUUAAUAUUUCAAAAGACCAACUUUAAACUCAGAAGGUUCUGCCAGCAACAUGCAGAUUUCCUUAAGUGGGUUUGCCUUAUUUUUUAAAGAAAGGGGAGGAGUCAGUUCUAGGUCUGUUGUUUUAUGUACAUUAAAAACAAUCUCCCUUCCCCCUGCCCCGCCUUUUUGUAUACUCCUUCCUUCCCCAUCACUGCACUGGUGCCCCAUGUCCUGACAUGCACUCUUACUCCUGAAUUGUAUCACUUUGCCCCACAUGGCAGUCCUCUGGUGCAGAAAUUACCAAGCCCUUUUAGGCUGCAUCUUGGUCUGGCCUCAUCUUGCCUGGAUAUUGUAUACUCCAAAAUCCUUUAAUGGUUUCCCUUUUCAUCUCUUGAGCACAUAACUUGAGAUGGCAUUUAUCCAUUUACUUGUUCUGAGUAAGAGUGUUUAUUUUUGUUGCAGUUUGGCUGGGGCUGGGUUUGAACCGGCCACCCUCGGUAUAUGGGGCUGACAGUAAGAGUGUUUAUUAUGUGAAUGUCCGUCAUUCUGGGGUACUUUGGUUCUAAACAGGGAGACUUGGCCAGAAACUGUGAUGAGUUUUCAGGUGCCACUUAAUUUUUAAUGUUUGUUUUUUAACACUGAGACAAAAAGCGAUACAUUCUGAGACAGAGAAUAGUGCCUAAAGAAAUGCGCCAAAGACAGAGGGGAAAUAGGAAAAGUGGAUGAAGAGAUGGCAAGAGAGCUUGUUAUUGAGUAAGUUUAGCAAACUGAUGCUGAGGAUGAUUGAGGUGGAUCUACCUCAUCUCUGAAAAUUCUGGAAGAAUGGAGGAAUGGAGAAAUUUCAACACUUGUUCACUACCCAGGAUCCUUGUAGCAUGGUUUGUUCCUGACACCCAGAACUCCCAAGUGCCUGCUUUUGAUGCUGGUUAUAGAAAAUGCUGACUGAUCUGAACAUGUUUGCCCAAUUCCAAGUGCACAUAGAACGCUGAGAAUAUUAGAAAUUCUAAUUUUUUCUUAGAAGCAAGAAGAAUACAUGGCCCUAAUGGGUGUUAUGCAAGGGGAAGUCGGGGUAGAGAGGAUCUUAAUUUGGAUCUUUUUGUAAAUUCACAGUGCAAAUUAUUUCACCUCUUGACAACCGUAAGAAAGAGUUUUAUUAAAAUAGCUUUACUGUCUGUCAAAUGUUUUUGAAGAAAAAAAUCAACUCUGCAAUCACUUCUUUGAAUUAUCUUGAUUUAUCUGCAGUUUAAGCUAUGUCUAAUAUAGUUCUGUAUAGAGAAUGUCAGUGUAGUUUCGAGUGUAUGUGUGUGGGUGCUAAUAAUUUUGUAUUUUCUUUGGGGGUGGAAAAGGAAAACAAUUCAGGCUGAGAAAAUUAUUCUCAAAAAUACAUUUUUAUAAAUUUUAUUAAAGAAUUUUGUUAAACCAUU